AUGGUACUGCCCCCCAAAAUGAGGCCACUGCUGUUGUUCCUGAUUUUCCAGAUGGCCAUCUUCGUUCUGUACAUCCAUUUGUACAACCACAACUUCAACUCCCUGUCUACGAGGGCGGAGCCCAAGCCCAUGCAUGUACUGGUCCUGACUUCCUGGCGCUCGGGCUCUUCUUUUGUGGGGCAGCUUUUCGGGCAGCACCCAGAUGUCUUCUACCUGAUGGAGCCUGCCUGGCACGUCUGGAUGACCUUCACACAGAGCACCUUCAGGAACCUGCAUAUGGCGGUGCGGGAUCUGAUACGGUCCAUCUUUCUGUGUGACAUGAGCGUCUUUGAUGCCUACAUGAAACCUGGUCCCCGAAUACAGUCCAGCCUCUUCCAGUGGGAAACCAGCCGGGCUCUGUGUUCUCCGCCUGCCUGCAACGCCUUCCCAAGGGAUACCAUCAUACCGGGGGCUCACUGCAAGAUACUGUGCAGCAAACAGCCCUUUGAGAUGGUGCAGAAGGCCUGCCGCAACUACAGCCACGUGGUGCUCAAGGAGGUGCGCUUCUUCAACCUGCAGGUGCUCUACCCGCUGCUGAGGGACCCUUCCCUCAAUCUGCACAUCGUGCACCUGGUUCGGGACCCCCGGGCGGUGUUCCAUUCCAGAGAACGCACCACAAAAGAACUCAUGAUUGACAGCCAAAUUGUGAUGGGACAGGAGCAGCAGAACCUCAAGGAGAAUGACAAACCCUACUAUGUGAUGCAGGUUAUCUGUCAAAGCCAGAUGGAGAUCUAUAAGGCUGUGCAGACCUUGCCCAAAGCACUCAAGCAGCGCUACCUGCUUGUGCGCUAUGAGGACAUGGUCCAGAACCCCCUGGCCCAGACUGCCCGAAUGUAUGAAUAUGCAGGGUUGAAAUUCUUGCCACACCUCCAGGCCUGGGUACACAACAUCACUCGAGGCAAGGGCACGGGUAGCCACUCCUUCAAAACAGAUUCCAGGGAUGCCCUCAUUAUCUCCCAGGCCUGGCGCCGGUCCUUGCCUUAUGAAAAGGUUUCUCGACUUCAGAAAGUCUGUGGUGAUACCAUGAACUUGCUGGGCUACAGCCUCGUCAGAUCUGAGCAAGAGCAGAGAAACCUGUCGCUGGGUCUUCUGUCUACCUGGACCCCUUGA
Molecule: messenger RNA, 1149 nt
Organism: Eptesicus fuscus (big brown bat)
Lineage: Eukaryota; Metazoa; Chordata; Mammalia; Chiroptera; Vespertilionidae
Gene: CHST4
Product: carbohydrate sulfotransferase 4
Exons: 1
Coding region: 1-1149 (382 amino acids)
Biological process (GO): protein sulfation; carbohydrate metabolic process; N-acetylglucosamine metabolic process
Cellular component (GO): Golgi membrane
Molecular function (GO): N-acetylglucosamine 6-O-sulfotransferase activity
Source: RefSeq, a predicted model, not a curated record